This is a messenger RNA of Puntigrus tetrazona (Sumatra barb), 1327 nucleotides long. RefSeq lists its product as uncharacterized. The transcript has 2 exons. The record is from RefSeq and is a predicted model, not a curated record. NCBI's taxonomy places the organism in Eukaryota, Metazoa, Chordata, Actinopteri, Cypriniformes, Cyprinidae. The coding region runs from base 192 to 734 and encodes 180 amino acids.
ACGGGCGCUUAUCGUAAGGCACGUUGUUGUUUGACCUCUCUGGCCACAGAGGGCGCUCUAUUCAAACACGCGUUUCAACUUCGGACACAACACGACUGUCGUAAACAGCUGAGAAACAGAACCUCUGCGUACUAAAACAAAAAGUCUUACCGAGUUUUUUUUUAAAUAGAAGCUGAGUUUUGGUCGCACACAUGACCAAACGCAGAGCUGAAAACGCUUUGCAUCCCGACAUCCCUCAUAAAAGAUGUUUUCGCUCUCUUUCCGACAACGACAAACCGGUCGGAGGCGUGAACGUGAUCCAAAACGCAACUCCGUCGUCGUUGUUAACGAAGACUGAACAACGCUACCGGAAAAGACCGAGCUAUGUCGAAGAUUCGCUGGAUGCGCAUAACCUACCGAGAAAGGUCCCCGCAAACGGGUUUAAUUCAGUGCUGGCAGACGGGACCGCGUGCGAGUCCAGAACAUUCGAGGAUGAUGAUGAUGCUGGUAGACCUGUUACGCGACGCUCGUCUCGCGCGCUUCAGACGCAAUCAGAUAAACAGGCAGGCGAAGAAAAUAACAUCGCGAAGGGAGACAAGGCGAUGCACACAGACGAGGACCUCUCUCCAUUCAAUUCCUUCCAGUUCUGGCGGGUUCCACUGCCCGAGUUGGAUCUCUCUCUCCUGGAGACCGAUUCCUCAUCUGGUUCCCAUGUAGCCUCUUCCACCAAAGACUUGGAGGCGAUGGAAACAUGAGGAGAUCCCCAAUGCACAGUGACGUUCUUAAAAUGUUGACUAGGUAUCGCCAAAUUACCUGACUGGAUAUGACAAGGCGAUUUCCCCCUGGUCUGCACUAACUGAACAUAUAAACAAAGCCUUGUGCUGUGAACAGCAUGGAGGCCUCCAACAGAAGCUUCCGUUCUGGUAGAAACACAUGAUGGUCACGUGACCUCAUAUUCCUGUCCUGUCGGUCAAGUGUUCAUAAGUGUGAAAGCACAGUGAACUAAUCAUGUGUAUUUUGUUUUUGUUUUUUUUCAGUAUAGCUGUGAAAGCAAGUAUAUGUUAUUUGCUUGCACUGAGUCUGAUUUUUAAUGUUAAUGGUGUUCAGUAGGUAUUAGACACUUUUAUUCUUUAGGUGUUUAGUUUUUGUCAACUUUAGGGCUUUGUUCUUUUUCUCUGAACAACAUAAUUAUUUUGACAGUUUGUGAUAACAGUACGUGGUACUUCUGAUCUUAGUAGAUACAGCAAGUGCUUUGAAUGUUCCUGUGGCAGAAUCGCAGUGUUUUUGAAAUUGCACAACAACAAUAAAAUGUAUUUUUAUAUUGCGAUUGGCUCGCAGUAUCAUUGCA